CUUCAUCUAAUGCACUGGAACUCCACACUGUACAGCAGCAUUGAUGAGGCAGUAGGGAAGAAGCACGGCAUAGCUAUUAUUGCUUUGUUUGUGCAGAUAGGAAAAGAGCAUGUAGGCCUAAAGGCUGUAACUGAAAUUCUCCAGGACAUCCAGUACAAGGGAAAGUCCAAAACAAUACCCUGUUUUAAUCCCAACUCUUUAUUGCCAGAUCCUCUUCUGCGUGACUACUGGGUAUAUGAGGGCUCUCUAACCAUUCCACCCUGCAGUGAAGGUGUCACCUGGAUAUUAUUUCGUUAUCCUUUGACUGUGUCCCAAGUGCAGAUAGAGGAAUUUCGUAGACUGAGGACACAUGUCAAAGGUGCAGAACUUUUAGAGGGCUGUGAUGGAAUCCUAGGAGAUAACUUCAGACCAACUCAGCCACUUAGUGAUAGAAUCAUCAGGGCUGCAUUUCAGUAGCAAGAAGAGGAAAAACAAUAGAAAUAAAUCUUUAUUAAGAGAGGGGAAAGACAAUGCUCCCACAGUGCCCUCAGAUGAGAAAUGGAAACUCUUGAGGCUGCUGCUUCAGUUGAACCACAAAGCCUGUAUUGUUUGUCUUCAUCUAAUUCAGCCUUGAUAGACAGCUGUGACAGUUGGUCUGUCCACACAGUCCAGUGAAUUUCUGGCAAUGAGGCUGUACAUUAAAAGAAGAAAACACAUUAACUCUUCCAAUUCACACUGUUAACUAUUUUUAAAUUGUAAUUGUCAUUGCUUAUAUAGUUUCUUUGCCAUAGCAUUCAGUAGUGGUCUCUGAUCCAAAUAGUACUAAUUUUAAGCUUAGUAUGAAUGUUAAUAUGUAGAAAUACUCGUUACUGUUUUAAAUGUUAGAUUUAAUUUUAUUCUAUAUCAUCUCCUAUGCUGUCAGUAACCAUCUUUUCUGUAGAGGGAAGGUGCAUUCUAUAAAGCUAAUAAAAACAUUGUUUAUUCAC
This is a messenger RNA of Antrostomus carolinensis (chuck-will's-widow), 965 nucleotides long. RefSeq names its product carbonic anhydrase 8 (inactive) (gene CA8). NCBI's taxonomy places the organism in Eukaryota, Metazoa, Chordata, Aves, Caprimulgiformes, Caprimulgidae. The transcript has 6 exons. Gene Ontology annotation, molecular function: zinc ion binding; carbonate dehydratase activity. The annotation marks the transcript as partial. The record is from RefSeq and is a predicted model, not a curated record.